AUCCUUUUUUGACAUUAUGGAGCACUUACCCAUUAAUUUGGUUGAGGAGGCCAAGAUUGCGGGCCCAGUGCAGUACCGGUGGAUGUACUUUGUAGAGAGGUAUCUUAGGACACUUAAGUCCUAUGGGCGUAGUAAAAGCAAUCCAGAAGGUUCUAUUGCUCAAGGAUACUUGGUCGAAGAAUGUAUGACAUUUUGCGCGAGGUACUUGCAUGGUGUUGAGUCAAAGUUGCAUCGACCAUUAAGGAAUUAUGAUGUGAGUGAUAACCCGGAGGUCUUAAUGGGUCGUGGUUUAGGAAAAGGAAAAGGAUUUGUGCUGAAUACCACAACACGAGUACAAGCUCAUCGAUAUGUGUUGUCCAACUCAAUUGCAAUUGUCCCUUAUCGGGAGGAACAUCGUAAAUUAAUUAGAAGGACACAUCGUCGUCUCAAAGAUUAUGAUGUUGAUCGCUACCAUAACGAGGAAUUUCCCAAAUGGUUCAAAUCUCAUGUUGAACAAUUGGUCAUUGCUGGUAUAGAGUUAUCUGACGAGAUUAAAACUUUGGCUAUGGGACCUAGUGAUAAGGCCAAUAGAUAUAGCGGGUACCUGAUUAAUGGCGUCAAGUAUCAUACAAAGAGUCGCGAGCUUAGAAGAAAAACUCAAAAUAGUGGGAUUAUGGUGAAAGCAAAUACAUGUAGCUAUGCAAGUGCUAAGGACAUGAAUUCUGUGGAGGGUGAGGUGACGUACUACGGAUACGUGACGGAUAUUGUUGAAUUGUACUAUUCAUAUGAUCGUAGGUAUUUGAAAGGUCUAUGUUGGAAAUUGUCUAGUCUUGAUGAGUCAUAUUUUGUAAUGCCUAUUUAUAUGAGUUCUAAUGAAAUGAAAAGUAGAGAGUUUGAGUUUAUGAAAAAUAUUGUGCAAGUGUUUUCUUGCUUGAGAGUGAGUGAAUCCUCCGACAAUCAAGUGUGUGACUUGGUCGCGUGA
Messenger RNA from Rhododendron vialii, 961 nucleotides. RefSeq lists its product as uncharacterized. The transcript is spliced from 5 exons. The record is from RefSeq and is a predicted model, not a curated record. The coding region runs from base 17 to 961 and encodes 314 amino acids. Lineage: Eukaryota; Viridiplantae; Streptophyta; Magnoliopsida; Ericales; Ericaceae.